Andrographis paniculata is the source of this 2345-nucleotide messenger RNA. RefSeq names its product vacuolar protein sorting-associated protein 52 A. Bases 192 to 2201 code for a protein of 669 amino acids. The record is from RefSeq and is a predicted model, not a curated record. The transcript is spliced from 18 exons. Gene Ontology annotation, cellular component: GARP complex. Gene Ontology annotation, molecular function: syntaxin binding. NCBI's taxonomy places the organism in Eukaryota, Viridiplantae, Streptophyta, Magnoliopsida, Lamiales, Acanthaceae. Gene Ontology annotation, biological process: Golgi to vacuole transport; retrograde transport, endosome to Golgi; endocytic recycling.
GCACAUCAAUUACAAUCGAAGUCCCCAACUCUCCGUCUCCUUCAACCUCAUCACCAUCUUCCGUCGCAAGGAGUGCAGCGCCGAUAGAUAUCGACGAUUCGUUUCAGAUCCCUCCCCGCCGUCGUGUUUAGCCCCGUGCUUCGUCUGUUUCGGCAUCGAUCGCACGUUAGUGGAGGCGAUCUGGAGAAAGCAUGGUUGGUGACGAUGUCUCAUUAGAAGGAUUGGAGCAAGAGCUCGAAGAUUGCAAAGCUGACGAGUUAGUUGCCAACAUACUGUCCAAAGGAACGAAAUCGCGAGACUAUACGAAGGAUGUGGAGAACAAUUUACGGCAAUCUGAACUCGAAUCCAUUGAGGAUUACAUUAAAGAAAGUGACAAUUUAGUUUCUCUUCAUGAUCAAAUUCAUGAUUGUGACAUCAUCCUAUCGCAAAUGGAAAAGGUUCUCAGUGGAUUUCAGGCUGAAAUUGGUUCAAUAAGCUCAGAUAUUAAGAUUCUUCAAGAGAAAUCUAUGGACAUGGGGCUUAAGCUCAAGAAUCGAAAGGCAGCUGAAUCAAAAUUAGCAAAAUUUGUUGAGGACAUCAUUGUCCCACCAAGGAUGAUAGAUGUUAUCGUUGAUGGAGAGGUGAAUGAGGAGUAUAUGAGAACCCUUGAGAUUCUAAGUAAAAAGAUAAAGUUUAUUGAAUCUGAUGCAAUGGUGAAGACUUCUAAAGCUCUAAAUGAUGUUCAACCGGAACUAGAAAAGCUUCGUCAAAAAGCAGUUUCAAAGGUAUUCGACUUCAUCCUUCAGAAACUAAUAGCAUUAAGGAAACCCAAGACAAAUGUUCAAAUCCUUCAACAAAGCGUUCUUCUGAAAUACAAAUAUGUAAUUUCAUUUCUUAAGGAGCAUGGUAAGGAAGUGUAUCUUGAGGUUCGAUCUGCAUAUAUUGACACCAUGAAUAAGGUUUUAAGCACCAAAAUUCGGGCUUACAUUCAGGCCCUGGAGAAGCUGCAACUUGAUAUAGCAACAUCUAGUGAUUUGAUUGGUGUUGACACCAGAAGCACUAGUCUUUUCUCAAGAGGAAGAGAGCCUUUGAAAAAUCGUUCUGCUGUUUUUGCUUUGGGUGAAAGGAUAAACAUUCUGAAGGAAAUUGAUGAACCUGCUUUGAUUCCACAUAUUGCUGAAGCCAGCUCCAGGAAGUACCCUUACGAAGUCCUGUUCAGGAGCUUGCACAAACUGCUUAUGGACACUGCGGCUUCUGAAUAUCUUUUUUGUGAUGAAUUCUUUGCAGAACAAUCUAUGUUUUACGACAUAUUCGCAGGUCCCUUUUCAGUAAUUGAUGAGCACUUAAAUACGGUGCUUGCAAAUUGUUUUGAUGCCAUUGGUCUGAUGCUCAUGAUACGCAUUAUAUACCAGCACCAGCUUAUUAUGUCUCGACGGCGAAUACCAUGUCUAGAUUCUUACUUGGAUAAGGUCAACAUUUCUUUAUGGCCAAGAUUUAAGAUGGUAUUUGACAUGCACCUCAACAGCCUAAGAAAUGCCAAUGUCAGGACUUUGUGGGAAGAUGAUGUACAUCCGCAUUAUGUCAUGAGGCGCUACGCCGAAUUUACAGCUUCAUUAAUUCACCUUAAUGUUGAUUAUGGAGAUGGCCAGCUUGAACUCAACCUGGAAAGAUUGCGAAUGGCUGUAGAUGAUUUGCUUGUCAAGCUUGCCAAACUCUUUCAGAAACCAAAGCUGCAGACUGUUUUUUUGAUAAAUAACUAUGACAUGACAAUUGCAGUAUUGAAGGAAGCUGGUGCCGAAGGGGGAAAAAUUCAUAUGCACUUUGAAGAGUUGCUGAAGAACAAUACAUCAGUCUACGUGGAGGAACUACUGAAAGAACACUUCAGUGAUCUGAUCAAGUUUGUGAAGAUGAGAGCUUCCGAGGACUCGGCUUCUGGUUCAGAGCGCCCAAUUACUGUGAGCGAAGUUGAGCCUAUUGUCAAGGACUUUGCAAGCAGAUGGAAAGCUGCGAUCGAGCUGAUGCACAAUGAUGUCAUAACUUCGUUCAGCAACUUCCUAUGUGGUAUGGAAAUUCUAAGAGCCGCUCUCACUCAGCUAUUGCUUUAUUACACUAGGCUUUCGGAUUGCAUGAAGAAAAUUGCCGGCGGAUCUGCCUUGAACAAGGAUUUGGUUUCGAUAUCUUCGAUCAUGUACGAAAUUAGAAAGUAUUCGAGGACCUUCUGAUGGAUGGCUACUUUGUUGCUUACUACAUUGGGGUGUAUUGUAUUCCAAGAUUAUUGAGGUAAUUUCCCUUUAGAUUGAAUUUUGUUAAGAUGCAUUCUUUAAUUUUAAGUGUCUUUCUAUAUAUACCUUAAGACUUAUUGUCAA